Molecule: messenger RNA, 4653 nt
Organism: Penicillium verhagenii
Lineage: Eukaryota; Fungi; Ascomycota; Eurotiomycetes; Eurotiales; Aspergillaceae
Product: WD40 repeat domain-containing protein
Exons: 4
Coding region: 1-4653 (1550 amino acids)
Molecular function (GO): protein binding
Source: RefSeq, a predicted model, not a curated record
AUGAAUCCCCCGAAGUCAGGCAAGUCAGAAGGUGAAAGGUUUAAUCUAAAAGUUCUUGUGGAGCCUAGAGAUGAGACAGACAUGUUUGACAUAGUUGCUGUUCAUGGUAUGGCAGCCAAUCCAAAUGAAACCUGGGUUCACAAGGACACCAAUGUCGACUGGCUACAAGAUGAAAACAUGCUCCCGAGUCUUUUCCCGAACGCUCGCAUCAUGCGAUUUGACUACAAAUCCAGUUGGUUUUCUGAAUCCGGAGAUCCACUCAGCGAGACACGUGUGUCCGAUGUGAGUGAUCAACUACAAAUGUCUCUUCAAAGCUUUCGAAAGGUGAGCGUUACUACAUUCCUUGGACAACAACGUUCUCAUGGAUAUCAACUACAGGACUCCACUCGGCCUUUGGUUUUCAUCGCCCACAGCUAUGGAGGCUUUCCUGUGAUGCAUGCCCUCUAUAAAUCUGCGAAAGAACCUUCCGACCGGGAUAGUCUGUUUCAGUCCACUGCAGGGAUCGCCUUUUUUGGUGUCCCUCUCAGAGGAAGGCAAGGAAUCAAACUCGAGAAGAUGGUUGAAAAGAUUCACAAAUGUUACGAAGAAGUUGAAACCUUUCAAAUGCGAGAGAAAAGUAUGACGGCGUCUGUUGCCGAAAGUCAAUAUCUUACAGAGUCAGUCACACAUUUUCUCAAGUUACGAAUUGACCAUCCUGUUCCAAUCACCUGCUUCUUUGAGCUCCUGGAGAGUCGUGUUUCCAAACAUUGGAAGGAGUAUGACAAAAAAGUGAUAAAUGAGUUCGUGGUUCCUGAAUAUUCGGCCUGCAUUGACUUCUCAGAAGGGAUCGACCGCGGUGGGAUAGCCCGUAGCCAUUACCAUUUGCAGAAGUUCAAGGGCCCUGAGGAUAGUCAAUGGAAUUAUAUGGUCGUGCCACGUUUGAAAAGCCUGGAACAGAAGGCCCGCGCAUUCUUCAAACCGCCUGCAAAAUUGAGCAGUGCCCAGAUGUUCGUCUUUGAACAUCUACGGUCUGUGGAAGACGCUGCAUUCAACUCCCAUGCAAACGAGGAAGUUACACCAUGCGAUGGGCACACACGUAGGGAGCUGCUUGAGGACAUUAGCCAAUGGACUGACAGCCCAAUAAUUCGUGAGCAUAUCUACUGGCUGCAAGGAAAGGCUGGCACAGGCAAAUCAACAAUCGCGCGUACAGUGGCCGGUCGACUUAACCAGGAGGGACUUCUUGCGGCCAGCUUUUUCUUCAGGAGGGACGAAGCCGACCGCCGUAGUGCCAAGCGCUUUUUUACAACAAUUACUAUCCACCUGGUUCACAGAAUACCUGCCUUGGCGGAGUAUGUGCGGCGCGCAAUCGAAGCCAACCCUAGCAUUGGUACAACAGCGCUGAGAGAGCAAUUUGAGCAGCUUAUCCUGCUGCCAAUGAAGGCCAUCUCGCGUGACGUUCCCAAAACCAUGACCGUCGUGAUCGAUGCGCUGGAUGAAUGCGAGAGGGAUAGGGACACUGAAGAGAUCAUCAAGAUCCUGCUGCAGACUGAUAUUUCGGUGGUAAUCCCAUUGAAGUUCUUUGUCACUAGCAGGUUCGAGCCUCCAAUUCGCCUAUGGCUCCGGGAUGUUCAAGGGAAAGUCAAAGAAGUUCCGCUUCACGAUAUCCCGCAAGAUUUAGUAAAGCGGGACUUGGAAAUAUUUUUGAAGAUCCGAUUGGACGAGAUUCAGCGCAGUUCCAGAAUCAAGUCUGGCUGGCCGGGGUCCACUAAGCUCCAAAAACUCCUGGAGAGAUCCACUCCAUUGUUCAUCUUCGCGGCUACCGCCUGCCGCUUCAUCGGGGAUAUCAGACUCAAUGGUGGACCGGAUCAUCGGCUUGAACUGAUACUCCAAAAUGAGUCCCGUGGGGAUGUCGACGAAACAUACCGAUUCAUCCUUCAACAAAUAAUAAACGGGCUUAAGGGUGUCCAUCGUCGGCAUGUACUUAAUGACUUCAGGCAAAUUGUGGGUUCGAUAGUCACCCUCGAAAAUCCUCUUGGAGCCGCGCCACUGGCAAGACUUCUGGGCAUUCCCAUUGAACACGUCAACAAUAGAUUGGAGCUACUUCACUCCGUACUGGUCAUCCCUGACAAUGAUAAUACUCCUGUGAGAAUAUUUCACGACUCUUUCCGAGAAUUCCUUGUCCACAUGGACCCUGAGGACCCUCACGAGUUCUGGAUUGAUGUGAAGAUUACUCAAAGGGCGCUUGCGGACAGAUGUCUUCAGCUGCUCUCCCAAGGUGGCUACCUAAAACAGGAUAUCUGUGGACUCGGAUCCCCCGGAAAAUCUCGUCGUUCCCUUGACCAGCAAAAAUUGCACCAAUGCCUGCCGUCGGAGGUUCAAUAUGCGUGUCUUUACUGGGUGCAUCACUUGAAGGGUAGUGGAGACAUGCUUUCGAAUGGGCAUCGAGCGCUUCAAUUCCUCGAGAGCCACUUUCUUCAUUGGCUUGAAGCUUUGAGCCUUAUGGGAUCGAUAACAGAGAGCAUCAGGCUGAUAGGCAAGUUACAAGACCUUGUCAAUGCCGACUGCAGCUCUUCAGUAUCUGACUUUCUGCAUGAUGCGAACCGAUUUGUCCUCAAAAAUCACCAGGUCGCCAAUGAUACGCCUCUCCAACUGUACUCGUCAGGGCUGAUAUUUGCACCACGAACCUCAAUGGUGCGCAAGCAGGCUGAUCCUCCUGGUUGGAUAUGCCAAUUUCCACAGGUUGAGGAUACUUGGAGUCCAGAGCUGCAAACACUCGAGGGUCACUUAGGCUUGAUCAACUCAGUUGCCUUCUCACCCAAUGGCGCACUACUGGCAUCCGGCUCUGAUGACAAAACCGUGCGCCUGUGGGACACGACAACAGGUGCGCUAGAUCGGAUACUGGGGGUGCAUUCAGGUCCGGUUCGCUUAGUUGCUUUCUCACCCAAUGGCGCGGUGCUCGCGUCUUGUUCGAAGAAUACUGUGUACCUCUGGGACACGGCGACAGGCGAAGGGCAGGAACCCCUGAAGGGCCAUUCAGAUCCAAUUCGGUCAUUUUCCUUCUCGGCCGAUGGUGCGCUAUUGGUAACUGGCUCUAAAAAUACGGUGUGCCUCCAAGAUGUGGCGACAGGCAAGCUACUACAGACCUUCAAGGGCCAUUUGAUAUGCCCCUUGUCAUGUGAUAAUAUAUCUCUUGAAUCUACCGAUGCUAUAUACCUCUGGGAUGUGGCAAAGGGUAUUCUGAGACAGAUAUCUGAGGGAGACUUGAAUGUACGCUUGGAGAACAUAAUGGCUUUCUCGCCCGACGGUGCACUACUAGUAGUAUUUGACUCCCCGAAUGCCUUUUAUCUCAGGAAGAUAGCGGCAAAUACGGCACAUCAACUGCUAGCGCGUGACCCACAUGGUCUGACACAUCUUACGGCCUUCUCAGACAAUAACGCGCUACUAGCAUUCAGCUCUGAUGAAAAGAUUUACCUCUUCGAUACGGCAACAGCUACGCUGCUGCAUACUCUGAAGAACCCUUCAGUCGUUUCUUCAAUUACCUUCUCCCCCAACGGCGCGCUCGUAGUGUCUGGUGUUGAUGCUACGAUCCACCUCUGGGACACAAGAACGGGUACGCUACAGCAGACCCUUAAGAAUCAUUCAGUUGCAGGGAUGGUCCGUUCAGUUACCUUCUCGCCCAGCGGGACGCUGCUCGCAGGCUCUAGUGAUAACACUGUAUGUCUCUGGGAUACGGGAACAGGUGCACUAGAAGCAAGGGAUGGUCAUUCGGAGGGAGUUGAGUCGGUCGCCUUCUCACCUGACGGCAGCCUACCAGCAUCAUCCUCCACCUGCACCGAUCCUACCGUACGCCUCUGGAAUACGAAGACAGGUGCAUUGGAUCGGAUCCUGCUUGAUGUGGCACCCUAUUUAGGCCCACCUCCGUCCCUUUCCUUUUCACCUAAUGGCAAAGUACUGGCAUCUAGCUCUAAGGACUGCAUUCAUCUCUGGGAUAUGGAAAAAUACAGCCAUCGGGCUCUAGAAAAACAUACAGGCCACAUGCAGUUUCUUUCAGUUGUCUUCUCGCCUGAUAGCACCCUACUGGCAUCUAGUACUUGCGAUACUAUUUACCUCUGGGACGUGGCAAGACGUGGGCUACAUUCAAUUCUCAAGAGCCAUCGAAGUCUGGAUUAUUCACUUGUCUUCUCAUCGAAUGGCGCGCUUCUAGCAUCCAGUUCGGAUAACAGUAUCUUCAUCUGGGACACGGCGUCAGGCGCGUUAAACCAGACUCUGCAGGUCCGGAAGGGCCCGUUUCAUUCACUUUCCUUUUCCCCCAACGGUGCACUACUGGCAUCUAGCUCUGACAAUGGAGUUUUUCUCUGGGACAGGGCGACAGGCAAGCUACAGCAGUCGCUCAGAGCCAAUAGAGCAUUCGAUCAUAUCGAACUCAGUCAUAAUGGAUCGGAUCUAAUUACUAAUCGAGGCUACUUGGCUUUCUAUGAAUCUCCAAGUCAUGGAACUGGUUUAGAACGUUCGGGUCCGAGAAUCUUCAUCGACCCAAAGUGGAUCAAGAUGAACGACAGAAACAUUCUUUGGCUUCCCCCAGCUUCUCGACCUAGUUGCUCUGCGGUCCGUGGCAACCUAUUUGCCCUAGGACAUGCAUCGGGGCUCGUCUCAUUUAUUAGAUUUCAAGUCUAG